AUGGGGAGAAACCAACGGUGGUGCUUCUUGGCGGUGGCGGUCGUGGUCGCGGCAUUGUUACCCGCACCAACCACGGCAGGUCGCCUAGAGUUAAAGAACGAUAUCUCGGGGGUCUCUAAUAUCCGGAAAGCGAAGCUGGCCGUGCGGUGCUGGUCGAACGAGGACGACCUCGGGUGGGUCGUGCUGAAGCCAAGUCAGUCACGGAUAUGGAAGUUCACGACAAUGAACAUGUGGCCGUUCCAAAAAACCGAGUUCCGGUGCCAGUUUCGUAGCGGGUUCGGGACAACGAGCGAGGACGUGAUGACAGUGUUCUCUGUCAAGGAAGGGUUUCGGAGGCAGUGCGGAGAUGGAGGCGACGAGUGCAUUUGGGUAGCGAAGAGAGAUGGUUUCUAUCAAAGGAAGAUCGUAAAAGAUGAUGAUGAUCGCAAGACCUUCGUUGAUGUCCUCAGAAGCAAAUGGGUUUGGAAAUGGUGA
Molecule: messenger RNA, 474 nt
Organism: Thlaspi arvense
Lineage: Eukaryota; Viridiplantae; Streptophyta; Magnoliopsida; Brassicales; Brassicaceae
Source: the annotation of a GenBank genome assembly